GCACGCCCGUAAAAGUCCCACGGAGUGCCCAACACUGCAUUUACGUUGACUGCAAACAACAGAUAAGAAUAAUAACGUCGUUUCGCGCCACGAUCAUUAUAGUAAAAAAUAAUAGGGCGCAGAACCGUUAGCAGGUAUUCAUCGCUACUAGUUGCUCGUUGUACUUACUCGAAAAUAUACAGUAAGGAAGGACCGGAAGAGCUUACAUAAGGAGGAAUCGAGCCUGGUCGUACAGAACAGAAGCAAUCGAUCGUUCGCAAACGUCUACGCAAUGGGUUUACCUCGUGUAUUUUUCGACGUGUCCGCCGACGACAAACCGUUGGGCCGUAUAGUGAUGGAAUUACGAGCAGACGUGGUCCCGAAAACAGCGGAAAAUUUCCGUGCUCUUUGCACGGGCGAAAAAGGUUUCGGGUACAAAGGGAGUACUUUCCAUCGAGUAAUUCCAAAAUUUAUGUGCCAGGGUGGCGAUUUCACAAAUCAUAACGGCACCGGUGGGAAAUCGAUUUACGGAGAGAAAUUCGAAGAUGAAAACUUCGAACUGAAACAUACCGGCCCCGGUAUAUUGUCUAUGGCAAAUUCUGGACCAAAUACCAACGGUUCACAAUUCUUUUUAACCACAAUAAAAACUUCUUGGUUGGACAACAAGCACGUUGUGUUUGGUGCCGUCGUGGAUGGCAUGAACAUAGUGAAAAAGAUCGAAAGCUAUGGUUCACAAACUGGGAAAACUCAUCAAAAGAUCAUUAUUAGUAAUUGCGGACAACUCUGAAGUGGACGACGUACCACACAUAUUAAUUUCUUCAUAAUCUGCUAUGUCUAUAUUUUCUCUGGACUACAUGAUUUUUGUAAAAUAAAUGUGUAACACUAAAAUACAUUGAUCAGAAAUGAAA
Messenger RNA from Ceratina calcarata, 887 nucleotides. Its product is annotated as peptidyl-prolyl cis-trans isomerase. The record is from RefSeq and is a predicted model, not a curated record. Gene Ontology annotation, cellular component: cytoplasm. NCBI's taxonomy places the organism in Eukaryota, Metazoa, Arthropoda, Insecta, Hymenoptera, Apidae. Gene Ontology annotation, biological process: protein peptidyl-prolyl isomerization; protein folding. Bases 272 to 766 code for a protein of 164 amino acids. Gene Ontology annotation, molecular function: cyclosporin A binding; peptidyl-prolyl cis-trans isomerase activity. The transcript has a single exon.